Puma concolor (puma) is the source of this 945-nucleotide messenger RNA. RefSeq names its product olfactory receptor 52D1-like. Lineage: Eukaryota; Metazoa; Chordata; Mammalia; Carnivora; Felidae. Gene Ontology annotation, molecular function: olfactory receptor activity; G protein-coupled receptor activity. The record is from RefSeq and is a predicted model, not a curated record. Gene Ontology annotation, biological process: G protein-coupled receptor signaling pathway. Gene Ontology annotation, cellular component: plasma membrane.
AUGUCCUCUUGCAACAACUCCAUUCCUCAACCCUUGACAUUUGUCCUGGCUGGAAUUCCUGGCUUGGAAUCUUCCCAUGGCUGGUUCUCUGUGCCUUUUUUCUUGGUAUUUGUCAUUACAAUGAUUGGGAAUGCCGCCAUCUUAUGCAUCAUCUGGGUGGAGAAGAGUCUUCAUGAGCCCGUGUUUCUCCUCCUGGCCAUGCUGUCUGUUGUUGACCUGUCCCUGGUCAGUGUCACUGUGCCCCGCAUGCUAGGGAUCUUCUGGAUGAAUGCCAAAGACAUCAGCUUUAAUGCCUGCCUCGCACAGAUGUUUUUCAUCCCUUCAUUUUAUGUCAUGGAGUCUGGGAUCCUCCUAGCCAUGGCUUUUGACAGAUUUGUGGCUAUCUGGUACCCUCUGAGAUAUACAACCAUCCUUGCUAACAACAUACUUGUGAAGAUGGCUCUGGCUGUCCUGACAAGGGCAGUGGCAGUGCUGACUCCAGCACCCAUCCUGGCAAAAAGACUGGAAAGCUUCCAAACCCACAUCAUCUCUUACUCCUACUGUGCCUACAUGGCUGUGGUACAGAUAGCCUGUGGGGACAUCUCCAACCACAUUGUCUAUGGCCUCAUGGUUAUUGUAACAUCUGUGGGAUUUGAUUUGCUUUUUAUCAUUCUGUCCUAUGGGCUGAUCCUUCAUGCUGUCUUUCGGAUCCCCUCUAGGGAGGCAGGGGGCAAAGCUCUCAGUACAUGUGGCUCCCAUCUUUGUGUCAUAGCUCUCUUUUAUUCUCCUGUUGUCUUCUCUGUCCUGGCCCAGAUUUUAGGCUACCAUAUGGCUCCCUAUAUCCAGAUUAUCAUUGACAACCUCUACUUCCUAGUGCCUCCCAUGGCCAACCCCUUGAUUUAUGGAGCCCGGACUAAGCAAAUGCGUGAGCGGGUACUACGGAUCCUCCGCUGUCAUAGAAACUGA